AUUUUGGAUGAAUACUGGGUAUGGCAAAGGAACCCUGAAGACUUGCAUCUGGAAUACCUGGCCAAUACGCCAGUUUCAGACUGUGAAGCAGAUGAUGAAGACACUGCAGUCUUCAAGCCAGUCUUCUCAAAAGCUACAGAAGAUCAAGUGGCUCUCACUUCUGAAGCAACAGCUGAAGAUUUCCAAACAUUUCCGGAAACCUCACCUGCAUUUCAGGAAACUUCACAUGCUUUUGAAAUGGUUCUGACUGAAGUUGUUCAAGAGAAGGCAACCCCUCCCUCCCAAGAACAGAACCAGGAAACAGCAGAUGAAGAAGAAUUUCAGCCACUAAUCCAAUCUCAAGUUUUGGAGAUUCUCACCACUCCUUGUGAGAUCUCCAAUCCUACUGAAAUUGAGAUCCCGGAAAAGUCAGCUGAAAUUUCGGAACAGUCAGCUCUUCCAGAAACAAUGGAGCAAGUUGUUGAAGCACAAAGGAAUUCUGGAGAAGCUGCAAAAGAAACUCAAAUGGCAGAACUAGAGGUCUCUGAAACUCAAGUAGCCAUCUUUGAAGAACAGAAUACAGCUGAAGAAAGAGACUCCCUCUCUAGGGAUAUAUCAAAUUUUGUGCUUGAAACAGAAGGAGAAUCUGAAAGAACACUGAAGGUUACUGAUGAAGAAGAUGUCCAAGAAGACGCUGAAUCUCUUCCUAUGAAACUCUUCCAAAGAACACCAUCAUCUCAUCAGGUAACCAACUUUCAUUUCCAUAGCUCUUCCACCCCUGCUCUUCCGGAUGAGAUACCGGAAAACUGGACAAAUAAGGUCCAAGGGCUGAUUGAAUCAGCCCUAGCAUCUCAACAUACCUCCUUUAGGCAAGAGAUAGAAAAAAUGGAAGUCAGGCACACCCAGCUAAUAGAGAAAUCUGAAGGAAAACACAGCGCAGACCUCAAAGAAAUAAGCAAAUCAGUGCAGAAGACUCUGGAGAUUAUCUCUCUAUUGAGUGAAGCUGUAAGCAACACGAUGGAAAUUUAUGCCUCUGACAGUCAGCUUCAUCUCAAAGAGAUCAACAAAGUCAAAGAGCAAAUAGCGAGUGUCACAAUUAGUCUCCAAAAACAGAUGUCCCUUCUCCAAAUGGACAU
Messenger RNA from Cuscuta campestris, 1115 nucleotides. NCBI's taxonomy places the organism in Eukaryota, Viridiplantae, Streptophyta, Magnoliopsida, Solanales, Convolvulaceae. The record is from the annotation of a GenBank genome assembly.